Molecule: messenger RNA, 4365 nt
Organism: Phyllopteryx taeniolatus (common seadragon)
Lineage: Eukaryota; Metazoa; Chordata; Actinopteri; Syngnathiformes; Syngnathidae
Gene: dna2
Product: DNA replication helicase/nuclease 2
Exons: 24
Coding region: 281-4237 (1318 amino acids)
Biological process (GO): replication fork reversal
Cellular component (GO): cytoplasm
Molecular function (GO): single-stranded DNA helicase activity; 5'-flap endonuclease activity
Source: RefSeq, a predicted model, not a curated record
AUUAUUAUUUUGUAACUCGGCGUGACGUCAUUUCCGCUGCGCGAAAUGUAUUUGGCGCGCUAAAGUGAACUGAAAGGAGAUAGACGAUGACGAUGGACGUGAGCAGAAACUUGCUCCCGUCACUAAGAUCUAGUUUUGUUGGGUUGUCGCGUCGUUAGUAUAAGUGUACAAAGUGAACCGAAGCCAGCGGACGUUAGCGAUGUUGGCUAACUUGGCAUGGAAAUAGUCGCUUGUGGUUUAUUCAGCCUGCCCGUAUUUGUUUUGUUGACGUUUGGCCAAUAUGAAAAGAACCAAACUGAAGCUUCCCAAGGCGACACCAGGAGCACAGAGAGACAUCUCUACCUUCUUUACCUCUGGAAACAAGGGUUUACCCCCUAAGUCACCAGUAAGCGGUGUGCGCUGCAAGACCGACCCGCACGUCCAAAAUGGAGGUGUCUUGGCCACGGGAUCGUACUCUCCCUUAAAGAGGAGCAUCCUCGGGGUUAUUGAGAACCUUCUUCCCUCCUCACCAGACCUCCUCAUGGUUCCCGAGACCCCAAGUAGUCAGAUGUUACUUUCAUCCUCUAGAGGCCAUGAAGAGCUGAGCCCUGGGACCAGGAGAGAAACAUCUCCUGGACAGAAACCUGUCAACUCGUCCCCCUUCUUUCGAAGUCCUCGUUCCAAAGGGCUGAGUGUAAUGUCAGACAGCGAACGGGGGCGAUGUGGCUUGAUGAAAAGGCCCUUUAGUCCUUCUGAAGAGCUCCAUGAACCUAAGAGGCCAAGAACCACAAAUGCACUGGAGGCCAGUCCCGAGAGAGAACGCAAACAUGAAGGAGAGACUGUUUUUACCGCCAUAAUAGAGCAGAAGACGGCAGAAGGCAAAAGCGUAGCGUUCCACGUGCACACCCAUGACGAGCAAGCUGCCCGACCUGCAGCGCAGGCAUGUGUAGAGGAAGAAGACGUCGACUCAGUGGAGAAAGAUGCUCAAAAAACAGCGUCAGAAUCUUCAGACGGCGUCGAGCACGAAGUGAAAUCAUCCGAUGAGAACGGAGGGAACACUGGGACCACGUCGCCAUUUUCUGUGGAAGAGAGUUUGGAUGGGCGUUGGUUCACAGAGCAGAUGGAGCCGAGUGACUGUCUCGUGCCCAAGGAGAAACCCCAUAAGUUACCAGAUCACGUGAUCCUCCGUGGAGGUCCAAACAACCGCUACUGGGUUUUAAACGUGGAGGAGAGUCCGAAUCAAAAAGUCCUGACUAUCACACACUUCAAAUUUCUCCAACCCACCGAGACGUGUCUGCUGAAAGAUGGCUGGGAGAUGACGCCUGUUGUUCGCGGCGACAUGGUCCACCUGGAGGGCUGCGCUGACGCUGGAUCCUGGGUGGUGGACCGAGAACAUGGCCUGCUGGUUUUACUUCCCGACUAUCUGGUUUCAGGCACCAGCAUCUCCAGCUCCAUCCGCUGUAUGAGGCGGGCCGUGCUCGGGGAGAUGUUUAAGAGUUUUGAUGGUGGCUCCAAGCAGAUGCUAAACGGCACCAUCAUCCACAAAGUGUUCCAGAGAGCAGCCACAGCUAAAGAUUUCUCUUUGGCCACUUUGUCCAACAUGGCUGAGGAGGCUCUGCACAGUCCCCAGCACCUGGGGGACAUGUACAGUUUGGGUGUAACUCAGGAUGAGAUGAAGCAGGAGCUGCAUGAUUACCUGCCCUCAUUGGAGCACUGGGCAAAGGAAUACCUCAUAUUGCCAAUGCCAAAAGCCAUCAGGCUCAAAAUCCCCAGCGGUGGUGGGGUGACGGGCAGGGCGCAGGACUCCUCCACCGCUACGAUUACAGAGCUGGCCGACAUCGAAGAGAACGUGUGGUCGCCGCGGUUCGGCCUCAAAGGGAAAAUCGACUUGACGGCACGGGUUCGAAUCCAAAGAACGCGAAAUGUCAGCCAACGGUCCUCUGAAGUGAUGACCAUCCCCUUGGAGCUGAAAACUGGAAGGGAGUCCAACUCUAUAGAACAUCGCAGUCAGGUGAUUCUGUACACCCUGAUGACGUUGGAGAGAUACGAUCCUCCAGCCGGUUUCUUGCUUUACCUGAAGACCGGAAACCUUUAUCCUGUUGUCCCCAGCCACGUGGACCGCAGAGAAUUGCUGAAGCUGAGGAACACCAUGGUUCGUUACGUCCACAACUCGGUGCAGAAGGGCGUGGAGGGAAGUCGCCUAGCCAGACUUCCUGACAUUGUAACAGACAAAAAGGUCUGCCACUAUUGCCCUCAAAGGAGAAACUGUGCUCUGUAUGAAAGGGUGUUGGAAGGCACGUCUGCAGACAUCAGUGAUGACUUCCUGCAGCAGGAAACGGGGCACCUGACCGCCACGCACCUGGACUAUUUCGCCCACUGGCUGCUGCUCUGCAGUCUCGAGGCCGCUGGCAUGGAGGCCAGGAAUGGCCGAAAGCGUGUGUGGCUCCAGACGCCUGAGGAAAGGGAGAAGAAAGGAAGUUGCAUCGGGAACCUGCAGCUGAUCGGCCCUGCGAGCGUCCAGUCGGAGGGCGUUUUCCUUCAUCGCUUCCAGCGGGCUAACGAGGCGCACGAUUCAAGCGGCUGCGGCCUGGCCAGCGGGGAUCGCGUUGUCCUUAGCGACCAGGGAGGUCGUUUUGUUGCCCUGGCAACAGGCUACCUGUGUGAUGUCAGCAGGACAUCCGUCAGUUGUACCUUGGACAGGGACGUGUCUAAGCUCAGCGGGGAAGUGUUUCGAUUGGAUGCAGAUGAAGGCGUGAUGGGCCUCAGCACUCACUUGACCAAUCUCUCCAGACUGAUGGAAAGCAGUCAAGAUAGUGAUCGUCUGAGAGAGUUGGUUGUGGGUCUUCGUCCUCCGGAGUUUAUUGUCAAUCUCAGUUCAGUUCUGCCCAAAGAGGCCAAAGACACAGUGGCAAAUAUCCUCAAAGGUCUCAAUAAACCCCAGAAGCAGGCCAUGAAGAAAGUGUUGUUGUCUAAAGACUAUACAUUGAUUGUCGGCAUGCCCGGGACAGGCAAAACCACCACCAUCUGCACCCUGGUUCGCAUCUUACACGCGUGUGGCUUCAGCGUGUUGCUGACAAGCUACACGCACUCCGCUGUCGACAAUAUCCUGUUGAAGCUUAAGCGCUUCAAAGUCAGCUUCCUGCGUCUUGGCCAAGAGCAAAAGGUCCAUCCAGACAUCCUUCCAUACACGGAGGAAACUGUCAGGAAGAAUGGAGUUCAUACUCUGUCAGAACUGGAGCAGCUUUAUAGCAAAGAGCUGGUUGUGGGAACAACUUGCAUGGGCAUCAAGCAUCCUAUUUUCACACGGCGGCGCUUCGACUUCUGCAUUGUGGAUGAAGCGUCACAGAUCAGCCAACCCAUCUGCCUGGGCCCGCUGUUCUACGCCAACAGAUUUGUCCUGGUUGGGGACCACCAACAGCUGUCCCCAAUAGUGCAUGAUAAGGAAGCAAGGUCACUAGGGAUGAAUGAGAGUCUGUUUAAGCGACUGCAGUGCCAUUCUGAAGCUGUGGUCCACCUCAACGUCCAGUACCGCAUGAACAGGCAGAUCAUGUCCCUGAGCAACUGUCUGAUGUAUGACGGCCGUUUGGUGUGCGGCUCGGAGAGGACGGCGUCGGCUCUCCUCUCUCUCCCCUCGCUGACGUCCGUCCAGUCGGAGCUCGAUUCUGACGCGCAUCCCCGCCACGAUCUGGCAUGGAUACAGGCUGUGUUGAUACCUAGCAAACCUGUUUGCUUCCUGGAUUGCUCAAUGGUGCCAGCUUUGGAGUCAGUGGAACAGGGAGGCAUAAGCAAUCGCACCGAGGCGGCCAUCAUCCACCUUCUUCUGUCAUUGUUGAUAAAGGCCGGCUGUAAGGCCAGCGAUGUAGGCGUCAUCGCCCCUUACAAGCAACAACUGAGGAGUGUCUCGGCUCUGCUGCAGUCGUCUGCUUUUCGCGGCGUGGAGGUGAACACGGUGGACAAAUACCAAGGACGGGACAAGAGUCUCAUUGUCCUCUCUUUUGUCAGGAGUACCACAGAAGAUGAAAAUCUAGGAGAGCUGUUGAAGGACUGGCGCCGCCUGAAUGUCGCCAUCACCAGGGCUAAACACAAACUGCUCAUGGUGGGCUCCGCGUCCACGCUCAGACGAUACACUCCCGUGGAGAAACUACUCAAUCAUCUGGAGCAGGAGAACAUGAUAUCCUUCGUCAUCUCUCUGAGAAUGUCUCAUUUGGUUUUGACUUGGUUGUUUGCCUCAUCUGCCAGCGUGCGUGUGCGCUUGUAAGCGGAACACUCCUCAUAGUCUUAUUAUUAAAGAUGUUCAUCAUGGUUUUCGUAAUAGUGCUUAAGAUGGGUCUUCAAGAAUCUAUGACCCAAGGCUUUAUGUGAUGUGCCUCCCCCCCCCCCCAAUGC